CUAAAUAGUAUUUCCCCUUUACCAUUAAGGUUUAAUGCGCCCUCAUCCUCGGUACAGAGUUUCCGGGUUCACCCAGAACAGCACCCAGCCAUGGCCCAAUCGAACAAACAGGACACAGGCGAUUUGUUCGCCGGCUUCCUCACGUCUUUUAAAUCUUUCGCCACAGAUGCCAUACACGUCGGCCAGGAGCCGGAGCAGUGGACAUCGAUGGCUGUGGUGCCGCCGAUUUCCCUGUCCACCACCUUCAAACAGCGCUCACCGGGGAACCACGCUGGCUUUGAGUACAGUCGGAGUGGAAACCCGACCAGAAACUGCCUGGAGAAGGCCGUGGCAGCGCUGGAUGGAGCAAAACACUGCCUUGCCUUUGCCUCGGGACUGGCAGCCACAGCGACCAUCACCCACAUGCUGAAGAAAGGAGAUGGGAUCAUCUGCAUGGACGAUGUAUACGGAGGCACCAACCGAUACUUCCGAAGAGUUGCAUCUGGAUUUGGGCUGGAGGCAACUUUUGUUGACUGUACGAAACCAGAGCUGCUGAAAGCUGCUCUGAAGGCCAACACCAAACUGGUGUGGCUCGAGACUCCAACCAACCCCAUGAUGAAGGUGGUGGACAUCAAGACCUGCUCCAACUUGGUGCACGAGUAUAGCAAAGACAUUGUAGUGGUCGUUGACAACACCUUCAUGUCGUCUUAUUUCCAGCGCCCCUUGGCUUUGGGCGCUGAUAUCUGUAUGUACUCAGCCACCAAAUACAUGAAUGGUCACAGUGACGUAGUCAUGGGUCUGGUGUCUUUAAACAGGGAGGAUCUAAAUGAACAACUGAGGUUUCUGCAAAACGCCAUCGGUGGUGUACCGUCCCCCUUUGACUGCUACUUGUGCAACAGAGGUCUGAAGACGCUCCACCUGCGGAUGGAGCGCCACUUCAAGAACGCCAUGGCAGCUGCCAAGUUUCUGGAGGCUGAUCCCAGGGUGGAGCGUGUCAUAUUCCCGGGCCUUCCCUCCCACCCACAGUAUGAGAUGAUGAAGAAACAAUGCACCGGGUGUCCAGGGAUGAUCACCUUCUAUGUUAAAGGAAAACUCGAGCACGCCACCACCUUCCUCAGCAACCUUAAAAUGUUUGCAGUGGCAGAGAGCCUUGGGGGUUAUGAAAGUUUAGCAGAACAUCCGGCAAUUAUGACCCAUGCGUCAGUGCCGGAGAAUGUGAGGGCCAUUCUGGGGAUCAGUGACACUCUGAUCCGCCUCUCGGUGGGAUUGGAGGACACGGCUGACAUAAUCGAAGACCUUGACCAGGCACUGAAUGCAGCUCAUCCAAAGAAGAACUGAAACAUCGGCAUGGCGUCCUCAAGACUGAGGUGGUCAUAGUAACGAUGCUCGGAGGUACCUGAGAUCUAAAACCCGAUGACGAUCAAAAUGUGCCCCCUUGGUUCCACCUUUCAAGAAACAAAAUGUUCUGAAAACAGUACAAAUGAUACCAUCUUUGAAUAAUUAUCACAAUUUUUACAUAAUCUUAUUCAUCUAAUGCUGGCUCUGCUUUGUUUGUUUGUGCUUUUAUUUUUUUAUUUGAAAGCUUUAUAAGGGAAAAAUCUCAUUUAUACAAAAGUAAAUGGGGUUUCAGUAUCUAAAUAACGAAAACUGCAUUUACAAAUAAAAUCUGAAAUAAAGUAGGUUUUAUAAUGCCAA
Messenger RNA from Girardinichthys multiradiatus, 1674 nucleotides. RefSeq names its product cystathionase (cystathionine gamma-lyase) (gene cth). Gene Ontology annotation, biological process: transsulfuration. Bases 91 to 1317 code for a protein of 408 amino acids. The transcript is spliced from 12 exons. The record is from RefSeq and is a predicted model, not a curated record. Gene Ontology annotation, molecular function: cystathionine gamma-lyase activity; pyridoxal phosphate binding. Gene Ontology annotation, cellular component: cytoplasm. Lineage: Eukaryota; Metazoa; Chordata; Actinopteri; Cyprinodontiformes; Goodeidae.